Molecule: messenger RNA, 1096 nt
Organism: Syngnathoides biaculeatus (alligator pipefish)
Lineage: Eukaryota; Metazoa; Chordata; Actinopteri; Syngnathiformes; Syngnathidae
Gene: nccrp1
Product: P1, F-box associated domain containing
Exons: 6
Coding region: 225-926 (233 amino acids)
Biological process (GO): SCF-dependent proteasomal ubiquitin-dependent protein catabolic process; glycoprotein catabolic process
Cellular component (GO): SCF ubiquitin ligase complex; cytoplasm
Molecular function (GO): ubiquitin protein ligase activity
Source: RefSeq, a predicted model, not a curated record
GUACAUCGUAAAGGACCCAUUUGAGCAGGUGAAAGCCUCUUGACAUAAAAGCUUACUGUGCCUUUAAGAGCCCGAGCAGGCGCUUCCGGGCAGCUUCUGUCUGGUUUCGCCCACUCUCGCUUCCGCGACCCCGCUGCCUUUGCAACGCGCUGUGGGUGUGGUGUCCGUGCUCACUGCCGUAAAUAUUAGAACGUUGAAAGACCGCAUCCACCGUUUGCCGAACCAUGAGUGGCACCGACUGGAGGAAAUGCUGCCAAGAUGAGUGGGUUCUGCAGGGCAUGGCAAUGCCUCAAAACCUGGACUGGAAGUGCGUUUAUGAAGCCAAACCGUUUGGGAGAAACCUGCUCAAGAACCCUUCUCCUCACGGAUUGAGUAAAGCUAUACCUCCACCCGAGCAUGAGCUGCCGGAAUUUCCCAUGGACGGUCCUCCCAUUGCUCAACCAGAUGGUGACUACAGUGGCUGGAGCACAAGCACAGAAGUUCUUCCUGAUGAUAGGAGUGGUAUUCCGAAAGGGGCUGUUAUCUGUGGUUUGCCCCAGUACACCUGGUUCACCCUGGAGCAGACCGUAGACCUAAAUGCUGAGGGGCUUUGGGGAGAGAUGUUGGAUGAUUUUCAACCACAAAUAGUGAUUCAAGACUGGUAUGAGGAGAGUCAAGUGCAUGAAUCGAUCUACCAACUGCAUGUGAAGUUAUUGGGUGCAGACCAAAGCACGGUGAUCUCGGAGCACUCUGUCAACCCCACCGAGGACCUGAGCGCUUACUCCCACAAAUGGAAGGAGGUGUCGCAUGUGUUCUCUGGCUAUGGCCCGGGAGUGAGGUACAUUCACUUCUUGCACAGAAUGAAGAACAAAUUCCUGAAUGGCUUUUUUCCCACCAUGUUUACCGGGAGCUCAGUCAUGGUCAACCCUAUCAAAAGCAGUGCAUAAACCUUUUCCUAGAAAGGCUGCUGAAAUGUGUACUCACAACCUCAGAUUUUUGAAUUCUUACUUUUUAAACGAGGAUUAAAUUGAUGCUCUGGGACAAGACACCGGUGGCCCACCAGUAGUACCCUUCUCAGAAUUUGAAAUGUAUACAAAAUAAAAUAAAUUUAACAUAC